GAGCAAGAAUGGCGCGCUCCAUGUAACGUUUGCCUAGUGGACAGUUAACUUCUGUAUUUUUACUAGAUUUUAUUGUAUUUAGUUACUUUUAUUCUGUACCAGUUCUCUCCUUUUGGCAGCAACGUUAACAUUUGCAUAUGUCCGAAUCAAGUAGCAACUGUUGAAACAACUGUAAGCUGAAUGCGUAAAUUACACAGAGUUGUUGCUUUGAUCUGAUAGAUAUGAGUUUAAGCAAUCUCACCGCAGCUAUCUCAACGGUGCUAAGAAAUAUAUUAGCUGCUACAAAGUAUGACACUCUAGCUAGUUGUACACGACAGUUUAGUGUUUCAUCAGCUACCUGUGGAAAGAUGAAGUUUAUCAAGCAGGGAAUUGACCCGAGUAAAUACACCCUACGUCCCUUACCAUAUCCCAAGACAGGAGGGCGUGGUCAUGAUGGUCGGAUAUGGACUCACGGCGUUGGUGGUGGUCACAAACGACGAUUCCGCAUGGUUGACUUCCGGCGCUCAGCUCCUGCCAAUGGGCCACCUCUUGUGGAGCGUGUCAUGGCCGUGCGGUACGACCCAUGUCGGACCGCCGAUAUAGCAGUGGUAGCUGGGGGUGAAAACAAACGCUACAUUGUUGCAUCACAGAACAUGAAGCCUGGAGAUUUGAUUAGAACAUCUGGAAAAGUUACCAGAAUUGCAGUGAAAGCUGAAGAAGGUGAUUCGUACCCUGUUGGCUCGCUGCCUCUCGGAACUCUGGUGCAUUGUGUAGAAAUGUACCCCGGCGAGGGUGGCAAGAUAGCGCGGGCUGCCGGCACCUGCGCUCAGCUUGUCCGAAAAAUCGGGGACCGAUGUUUUCUCAAGAUGCCGUCGAAACGUGAAAUAAACGUCUCCAAUGAGUGCAUGGCGACCGUGGGCCGUGUUUCCAACGUCGAUCACGAUAAGGAACACAUCGGGUCAGCUGGACGGGCCCGGUGGUUUGGGGUUCGCCCUCAGAGUGGAUUGUGGCAUCGAAAAACGGGAUAUAAUGGACGCAAAAUCCGCCCCAUUAAGCCAGCUAAAGUGUACACAGACCCAAAAGCACCUAGCCCUGCAGUUUACAAGUACACGUUUUAGUGACCACACAGACAGACAGUGGUGAUGCGUAUAUAAGUGUUUUAUUGUUUGGCAGAGAUAUUUUUGUUUUUAUUACUAACUCUUGGUUUUUAUGACAUAUUUUGGACUGUGUUGCAAUGUAACGUUUUCUAGGGCUUCUAGAUUAUGGUAGCCUCACUCCCAUGGCUAGUGAUAUUUAAUAUUGGGCUAAUAAAUAACUACUAUUGCUAUGCCCGAUGGCUAGUGAAUUUUUUUUUUUCAAA
Molecule: messenger RNA, 1339 nt
Organism: Gigantopelta aegis
Lineage: Eukaryota; Metazoa; Mollusca; Gastropoda; Neomphalida; Peltospiridae
Product: 39S ribosomal protein L2, mitochondrial-like
Exons: 5
Coding region: 222-1097 (291 amino acids)
Biological process (GO): cytoplasmic translation
Cellular component (GO): ribosome
Molecular function (GO): structural constituent of ribosome; RNA binding
Source: RefSeq, a predicted model, not a curated record